Molecule: messenger RNA, 1696 nt
Organism: Manis pentadactyla (Chinese pangolin)
Lineage: Eukaryota; Metazoa; Chordata; Mammalia; Pholidota; Manidae
Gene: GPRC5D
Product: G protein-coupled receptor class C group 5 member D
Exons: 4
Coding region: 448-1488 (346 amino acids)
Biological process (GO): G protein-coupled receptor signaling pathway
Cellular component (GO): plasma membrane; intracellular membrane-bounded organelle; extracellular exosome
Molecular function (GO): G protein-coupled receptor activity; protein kinase activator activity
Source: RefSeq, a predicted model, not a curated record
AUUAGGUCAGAAGAAGAACGAAGUAUCCUCCUGUCAGGCCGACAGAGGGCCUCUUGCAGCUUCCUGGACACAGAGGAACAUGAGGGGAGGAAGCAGGCUUUCCAAAAUUUAUGCCCCCUCAGGACCUACCUAAGGCCAAGGUGCCUCUAGUUAGCAAUAGAGUGAAAAAUAAUUGUUCUCACCAAAGAAGUCUCUGUAGAAAAGUUGCCGUGAAACUGGAAUAGGUGUGUCUUUCUGACCUUCCGGUCCCUUUUAUAGACACUGCAGGAACCUGAGUGAGGGCCUCAGUCCUUCCGCCCAUUUGGGGAGAGAUUAAAGAAGCUGGGACUGUGUCCUUCUUACUCACUGGCAGUUACAACCUCGCAGCCACUAGAGCCUCAGCUUCCAGUGUGGACACAGAGAAGGGGAACAGAAGUCCAUUCUCGUGAGGUCCACCUACAAGCCACCAUGUAUGAAGACUGCAUCCAGUCCACUGAGGACUAUUAUCUCCUCUGUGAUACAGUCAGGACAUGGUGCAUUGUGCUAGAGUCCCUGGCAGCCAUUGGCAUAGUGGUUACAAUUAUACUGCUCUUAGCAUUUCUCUUCCUCAUGCGGAGGGUCCAAGACUGCGGCCAGUGGAAUGUUCUUCCCACCCAGCUUCUCUUCCUCCUGGGUGUGCUGGGGCUCUUUGGCCUAGCUUUUGCCUUCAUCACCUGCUUCAAUGAGCAGACUGCCGCUGUACGUUACUUUCUCUUUGGGGUUCUCUUUGCUAUCUGUUUCUCAUGCCUCUUGGCUCACGCCUCCAACUUGGUGAAGCUGGUCCGGGGUAGAGUCUCCUUCUCUUGGGUGACAAUUCUGUGCAUUGCGCUUGGUGUCAGCCUGUUGCAGUUGCUCAUUGCCAUUGAGUAUGUGGGUCUCAUGAUGACCAGAGGCAUGAAGUUUGUGCACCUGACACCCUGUCAGCUCAAUGUGGACUUCGUGGUACUCCUGGUCUAUGUCCUCCUCCUGAUGGCCGUCACGUUCUUCAUCUCCAAAGCCAGUUUCUGUGGCCCGUGUGAGAACUGGAAGCAGCAUGGAAGGCUCAUCUUUGUCACUGUGCUCAUCUCCAUCGUCAUCUGGGUGAUAUGGAUCUCCAUGCUCCUGUGUGGCAACCCACGGCUCCAGCGGCAGCCCCAGUGGGACGACCCUGUCAUCUGCAUCGCCCUGGUCACCAAUGCAUGGGUUUUCCUGCUGCUGUACAUCAUACCUGAGCUCUGCAUCCUCUACAAGUCAUCUAGGCAGGUCUGCCCUUCACAAGGCGGUGCCUGCCCGGGCCCAGCCUCAGCCUACCCACAGAGCUUCAGAGUGGAGAACCUGGAACUCUCAAGAGCCCGAGACAGUGAUGGAGCUGAGGAGGAUGUGGCAUUAACUUCAUUUGGUACACCCACUCAGCUGCAGGCUGUUGAUCCCACACAGGAGUGCCUCAUCCCACGGGCUAAACUAAGCCCCCAGCAAGCUGCAGGAUUAUAAAGUCCACUGGAAGCAUAAGUAGUGAAAACCUGGAAGACCACCCUAAUGUAGCCCUGCUGGGCCACUGGGGACCCCACAGAGUCAUGCUGCCAACAGAGGAUCGGCUCAAGCUUCCUUUCUUCCCUGCUUCCUAGUCUUUUCACCCAUCUGGACCCUUGAUCAGAAGAUUGCCCUUUCAAGAAUAAUUACAGUCUUGCUGGCUACCCUA